ACGAAAGAUAGCUGGAUAAUUAUCAACUAAUAUAAUUAUCAACUAAUAUAAUUAUCUUACAUUUUCCAAUUUAUUUUAAAUACUGUUAAUUUAAAUUUUAGUUUUCCAAUUUAUAGUACACCGAUUUAUAUAACUAUUCUUGGGCCUUGAAAAUAGAUAUGCUUUUGCCUAAUUAUAACAUGAGACCAUGUGUUUCUUGGGCUUUGCAGAAUACAAACAAAUUGGAACCUUUUCUUUGUUGAGAAUUCCAAUCGACCUAAUGAAUUCCACGCUUUUAUACUUAUAGCGGCUACCUUCAAGCAUCAUUGUAAAUUGUUCUUCUCGAAGCAUCCUUCCAAUUCCAAUGACUCUGAUCAUCAAUACUGUUACUUCCAUCCAGAUAACCAUAUCUGAAGAUGGAGCAAGAAACCAGUGUCUAAUACUGGGGCAAUUUUAUUCUUUUGACUGUUAUGGUUCCGUUGAAACAUGUGCAUAUGAUUUAGGUAUGAAGUCUGUUGGUGUGAAAGUGGCUAAAGAAUAUGGAUCAAUAGAGGUUGAUGAAUACUCUCAAACACAGGUUCCUUAUAUUUUUAUCACCGAGUUAUUUUUGGCUAUUUUAACAGUAUGUGCAGCCCUGAAAGAACAAAUGCUUUUGAAGAAUGAAAAAAGACUCCUUUCAGUCUUAUCUGCCACCAUUGAACUCAUUGAUGCCCUUUCAGAUCAACGCUCAAAUUCACACACUGGAUUAUCACUUCAAAUUCAAUGAUUUGAUUAAUUGAAAUAAGUUUAUUCCUUUUUAAUCUUUCGAGUUUUGAUUUACCCUUUUGCUUCAUUUCACUAUAUGAUCGAGUUUUACUUCUAUUUACAGUUACUAGGAAGUUGAGAAGUUGAUGUUUAAGUCUCUCUGGUGAUGGGUGUAUGUGUAUGAUUAGUAGUUGUGUAAACUAAUUAUUCUGGUCAUGAUCAGGAUGUGAUUUUUGUCUUAAUGGGAUUGAUAAAGUUUUAUUGUUUUAUAAUAAUUGAUUUUGUUUUU
Vicia villosa (hairy vetch) is the source of this 1012-nucleotide messenger RNA. RefSeq lists its product as uncharacterized. Lineage: Eukaryota; Viridiplantae; Streptophyta; Magnoliopsida; Fabales; Fabaceae. Bases 344 to 745 code for a protein of 133 amino acids. The transcript is spliced from 4 exons. The record is from RefSeq and is a predicted model, not a curated record.